CGCGUGGCGGCUCGGACGUGAGUUCAAAAUUCCCUAUAGGCGAAAAUGGUUAUGCCGAUUCCGGAAAGCAAGGACGUGUUCGGGAACAGAAAACGAAUUCGGAUCGAAAACAACCGAAACAAUCUGCAGAUCGUGGGAAACCAAAACAAGAUACUGAUCAAGGCGAACGAAGGAACGCUGAAUGUAAUUGGAAAUUUGAACAAUGUGAAGAUCAUGCAGAACUACGGUAAAAUCAACUACGUCGGGAACGAGGGGUCGAUUUAUCUGAGCGAUCAGAGCAAAUCGAUGAAGGUCAAUUACACAGGAAAUAAUGCCAAGAUUAGAAUUUGUGAUCAUGAUCAGUUGUCAGAUCGAUUUCGCUAGAGAAUUCCAGCGUGCCAAUGUGUGUUUAGAACAGCAAUCGAAAAGACUGAAUCCGUUUACGUGUUUAUUUAUUAAUUUUCAAACGAUGACCAUGAUUGUGAUUUUUUUUCGGGCAAGUGAACAGAAAAAUAGCACAAUUGUUAAUUACAUGACUUAGAUAACAGUGUAGUAAAUUAUUUAUUUAUGAAGGAUCGCGUAAAAAGUACAGUUCCAUCUAUGAAUCAUCAUUUGCAUGACCCCAUCAGCGUGUGAAGUCCAAUGGAACGGAAAUCCGGUUGGAUCGUAUACAAGUGUGUGACCAUUUUUCGCAACUCCUCCAGUGGCUAGCUUUGGAACGCAGAAAGACUGAAUAAUUUAAGUGAUUGUGUCUAAGAAUGUUUUUAAUAUAACAAGAAAGUAUUAUUGAUCAA
Messenger RNA from Malaya genurostris, 773 nucleotides. RefSeq names its product eukaryotic translation initiation factor 2-alpha kinase PK4 (gene pirk). The record is from RefSeq and is a predicted model, not a curated record. The transcript has a single exon. The coding region runs from base 46 to 363 and encodes 105 amino acids. NCBI's taxonomy places the organism in Eukaryota, Metazoa, Arthropoda, Insecta, Diptera, Culicidae.